Oppiella nova is the source of this 571-nucleotide messenger RNA. Lineage: Eukaryota; Metazoa; Arthropoda; Arachnida; Sarcoptiformes; Oppiidae. The record is from the annotation of a GenBank genome assembly.
CAGAAUAAUAGCUCCAAAUAUGCCUGACUUUGAGAUAACCCGACAAACAAUGGGUUUCUGGCACUCAAACGAAGAAAGGUCUCAAUUUAUAAGAGAUUUCUUGAAAGCAAUAAAUGUCUGCAACAUUGAUUCUCUUAUUUGUCAUUCAUCGGGAAUACAUCCCAUUUCCAUGAUAUGGUCUCAGCCACAAGAUUUAUUAAUCAAAUCGAUUGGUAUGUUUUGUCCAUCUAUUUGGGUUUCACGAUAUUACUAUUUUGUCGGAAAAUUUUUCACAAGAUUUGCUCGAAAUAAAUACGGCAUUAAAUUAAUGGAAAUUAUAAAAUUGCAUUCAUUUGCCAACAAAUUUUACUAUGCAUUAUCAUAUGAAAACGUGGAACAAGUACUUCAGGUAAUGUUAUGUUCCACUGGAACUCAGCAACAACUUCUUCAUCAACGACUCAAUUAUCUGAGAGAUAAUAAGAUUCCGACUCUUGUGGUACUGGGAGAUGAAGAUGUUGUUCAGGAUAAACAACAUAUCAAACGGUUUGUUGAGGACUUAGGCGCCGAUUAUAGGGAUUAUCGGUAUCUUUAA